Molecule: messenger RNA, 8333 nt
Organism: Homarus americanus (American lobster)
Lineage: Eukaryota; Metazoa; Arthropoda; Malacostraca; Decapoda; Nephropidae
Exons: 11
Coding region: 121-5457 (1778 amino acids)
Biological process (GO): centriole elongation; cilium assembly
Cellular component (GO): centriole; centriolar satellite
Source: RefSeq, a predicted model, not a curated record
AACAAAGGCUACACCCGCGCAGGUUUUGAACGCAACCUAACAUGACCCAUCAACUACUGACCCCAGCUGACCCUUCACACGAGUACCUGAUUUCGUAGUGGCAAGAAAACUUGACUGACCAUGGGCGACCGAAGUCUACCUCCGCAGGUGGAUGGACAUCCACAGGGCCGUCUUGAUCUCAUUUUUGGGCGUCCUGUUUUGUUCCCACCUGCCAAAGCUACACAGUCAUUCAUCUUCACAUUCCGUUGGUGGGGCGAUAUACGACCUUGUCUUCUAAGGCUUCCACCAGAGAAGAGUGAAGCAAGAAUCACUUACUAUGUCACCUGCAGUUCACAGUCAUUUCGACAGUAUCUGUGUGACAGCAAAAGUUUACAUAUUAAUAUCAAGAUAGGUGGGGGAGAGAAUAUGGAAAUAACAGAGGAUGAUAGAACAUUAUUUGGGAGACAGAUACAAAGCCCAAGAAGAAUAGAAGGUGAUACACCUCGGCAAAAGUUACUCAGACGGCAGUUAAGGCUUAAGAAAGGUUGGCAAGAUGGUGACACAAUAGGGACAUUAAUACUCCCAGAUUUAAAACUAAAUUCACGAGGUGAAUAUGUUCAUGAGGGACGAAUAAUUGACACUUCAGCUGACAUAAUAGGCACAGUUAUUGUUACCAUGGUCUUCAUGGAGGGUACCCUUGAAGCUUUUCAACAAAUAAAGAUUCAAAGGGAAGAACAAACUUUUCAGCAUGAAAACAAUGCACAUGAAAAGGCAGAUGAAAACAGGUCCAAACAUCGUAUGUCUGGGAUUCCAGUUUUGGGGUCACAUGGUAGUAAGUCACUGAAAACUCCACCACAAGAAGGUUAUAGACCAAGAAGCCGUAGUAGUAGCUUCAGGGAGUCACUCAAACAAAAGUGUGACAGACUAAAAUCUCCGAAGAAGCAGCAACAGAGCGCUAUUGAUAUUGCAGCUCAGGAGAAAGAAAACCAAGCUCCACAGAGGAAGAGAGCUGGUAGCUUUUCUCAGCUGGGAAGAGAUGUGUCAGUGCAGCAUGAUAAACAGCAGGCUAGGAGACAUGAUUUCCUGCAAGUUAGGCAUCAAGGUAGCCCACAAUUUAGACAAAGAGAAAAUUCUCACUGUGGACAGCAAGAAAGUUCUCCAGGGAGCCGGCGUGAAAGUUUUCAAGAGAAUAGGUCAGAAAGUAUUCAAGUGAAUCUGGAAGAAAGUUUUCAAGAGAAUCAGACAGAAAGUUUUCCAUGGAGUCAACAAAGUUUUCAAGGGACCCGACUAGAAAGUUUUCAAGUGGGCCAUGAUCAAGCUUCGCAGUUGAGGCAGCAAGUUCAUUCAGAAGCUGGACAUCAAAAAAAUUUGCAAGUGGGGCCACAUGAUAGCCCUCGGGUAGGACGUCGGGGUAUACCGCAGUUAACUCCUCAGAAGAAUUCACAGAUGAUACAGCAAGACAGCCCACAGAUAGUACACCGAGAAAGAAAACCCCAAGAUGGUAGUUACAACAGAGAACGACCUGCAAGCUGGGGCCUGUAUCCAAUGUUAAACAGAACUGAUCCACAUUCUUUAAUUGAUUCAGGUGCAGUCAAGGCUGAGGACCUUCCUAUCUUUUUGCAAGUCUUAGAAGGACGAUCACCAAACCUUGAUCUCUCUAACUUAGACCCUGAGACCCAGAAGCUUCUUGAUGGCCUUGAUCUCUCCAUGAGCUUCUCCGGUAUAAAUAUUGAUCCUUCAGGAAAAAGCAUAACACACAUUCGGGAGUCUGGCACCGAAAGCACAUCAGGAAAAGCAAAAAAACCCACGUAUAGUGUCUUAAAGGGUAUUCAAAAGGACAGUAUUGAUUUUUCAGGAGUAUCUAUGACUUCAGGAGUAUGGCCAUUGCAGGAAAGAAAAACUGAAGAAAAAAACAGAAUUCUAGAUUCCAUAACAGCUAUAGAUAAGAUACCUUGCCAUGAUAACCAAAAGUUUGAUUCUCCCCGAAGAGGUCAGCAAGGGAUAAAUGUUCGCACAAAAAUUCCAAUGUCACAAGCUGGUAGAACUCCUACGAAAGCCUGUCGAACACUCUCCUCACGUACAGUGUCAGAGAAGAAACCUCCUUCCCCAGUUAAGGAUUCAUCUGCAAAUCUAAAUGAAAGUGAGGAAAGUUUAAAGACUGAGAAGACAAUUCCAAGUAAAUAUGGAUUAGAAGAUGAAGGGUCAGUACUGGUGGUUGACGUCAGAACCCUGACUCUGGCACCUCCAUUGCUACCUGCCAAGCCCCCAAAUAAAACAGAAAACAUGUCUGGUGUUCGGGUGAUGCAUCGCAGCCGUGUGUGUUACUUAACAACCUUGGACAUAAAUCUGCCUGAGCUAGACAUUCCUGCAGAGUUGGAAUUGUCUCAGACAUUUGCUUCACGACAGCUUGUUGAUCACGAAAUUCAUUAUAAUGCUCGAGAAGUGAUAAGGUUACCACCCGCAUCAGCGCUUGAUAUACUAAGAGGUCAGCUGGUAGUUAGAUGUGUGUGUCGUCGACUGGGAGAGAAAGACAGUGAGGAUGUGGGCAGUGCUAAUAUCAGCCUCAUGGACUUAUGGAAGCUAAAUGGUUCAGAGGUACAUGUUUCACUCUUCAGGCCACAGGUUCAGAAUGGCCAAGAUUCUCUCACUAGAAGACAAGGAAAAAAAAAUAGGAAAAGAGAAGAAGAAUAUAAAGAACAGUCACUUGCUCAGCUUACUUUAAUUGCAAAGUUAGGAUUGGCUGUAGGUAAAAAAGACGAAGAUGGAAUUUGUUUGAAUAUACCAACAAAACAAAUGAAUAUGCCUUCAAAAAUUGAUUCAUUGCAUUCAAACGAGCCUCUAACUGACCGUUUGUGUGGAAAAGUUCAUGUGAUUUCAAAGUCCUUAGGAGAGAGCUUAUACUCAGAAAAAUUAGCAGAGAGAGAAAAUGCUCUCAGAUCUCUUGAUUCAUCAUCUAGCUCUGACCUCAGUGAUGCCAGAUAUUCCAUUUCAGACAUAAGACAACCAGUGCAUCAUUCUCAAAAGCCAAGAAUAAUAGUAGCUGAUGAUCAUGAAACAGAAUCAUCUGCUUUUAACUCUAUCUAUGCCCCAGCACACAUUAGCCCAUGCGAGAAAGCAUUGAAGGGCAUAUGGCAGCAUCCUAUGAACCAAGGGAGGGUUGAUAUUGUUGAAAGCAUACUUGGAACUCCUCUUGAAACUAAAAUUGUAAAUUCCAGUGAUUCAGGGUUUCAUGGUUACCAUGCAUCAUUCCUUGCUGGCAUUAAUGGAUAUGAAAGUUCCAAUAAUCAGCCUAUUGAGAGUGGUGGUGAAUCUCCUUGUAUAAGAACUGCAUCUGAUUUUACUGCUGAUUUUGUAAAUUAUGACACACUGAACCAGAGACCUGGUGGUAUUGAAGUAAGACGUGAGGAACGGGGAGGAACAUGUAGGAUACACUUAGAGAUUCUUAAAGGAAGAAAUUUGCCAUUGCUGGAAGGACCGGAUGGCACUCCAAGACCACCAAAUUCCUAUGUAAGAACCACCAUAGGAUCUAUUAAUAUCCUCACCAAUGUGUGUCAGGAAUCCGAUAAUCCUGUUUGGAGAUUUGCUACUGAUGUACUUCUACCAUAUUCUCAGCUAACUCAGACUGAUGGUAGCCUGAUCCUGAAGGUCCACCACACCCCUAUUACUCAGAGGACAUCAGUUGAUGAUCUCCUGCUGGGCUUUGUUUGUGUUGAUGCUACCUCCAUCUGGAGCGGCCAUGUCUCUCUCUGUGGCUGGUACCCUUUGCUUGAUCUUCGAGGUGCUGCCAGGGGUCAUGUAAAGGUUUCACUUACUCCGCAUGAGCCUCCACAGACUAUAACACCAACAAGUCACUGGUUUUCAGUCAGUCUGCAGGAGCAUGCCAAUUACUACCCACCAUCAAGCCCAAGCCAAUCGAGGCAUUCUUACCCACAACACACAACUCAUGCUGGAGAAUUAUAUUCAGACCUUCAACAUCUUCAUGCAAGAAAUGACAUCAGAAGCUCCACUCUGUCCUCUUUGGGAAGAUCUACAAGUACUGCCUCACAGCUUUCUCCAAGGACCCGUAGAAAAAAUUAUAGCCAAACUGCACACAGUGUUCAAGACCACACUGCCUUGGAAAUUAGUAGCUUAUCAAAACAAAAUCUUGAAUCUUCCUCAUAUUCUAGCUCUCCUUCUGUGAUGUGUUCUGGAUCUGUUAGUGAUAAACAUAUAGGUAGUAAUAACUCAAAUUCCAACAGUGAAGUAUCUCAUUUAUAUGUAGGAGUUACUACCACUGGUGACCAGACCCACCACUUGAACAGAAAAACAUCCAACAUUCCAGUCUUCUCUCACGGAAGAAAUUCAUUAAAGAUGCCAAGUCAUGAUAAUGAUAAACCAAAGUCCACUAGUGUCUUGCCGGAUGUAGUGUAUAAAGAACAAGAAAGUUUGUGUCCAAAUGUGUCGGUUGUUAAUCAGGGAUAUUCCAGGCAUAAAGGAUCAAUUAUUGUCAAAGGGACAACUCCUGAAUCUAAUGAAGCAUCUCAUCAAAUGGAAAAGCCUUUGAAGGACACUAGUAAUUUUAAUUCAUGUAAACAUCCAUCAGAGAGAGAGAAUGGGAGAAUGAUUAAGGAUUCCAUAAUUGUGUCUCAUUUUCAGAUGCAGAAAAAAAAGGAACAGUCUAAAGAAGAUAAAGGCAAAGAAGAAAUAAUUUCAAGUAAUACAAGUCUUGUUAGUACAAUAGAUUCAAAUAAAAAAGCCACUCCUUCAAGUGCAAGCAGAGAUUACCUUCCCAGUGAUAACCAACCACCAAUGACUAUAUCGGAAAACAAACCGAGUUCUUGUCUGAAGGUGCCUGGUAGUCCAUCACUAAGGGCAAAACAUGUAACAUUUGCACACAAAUUAGUUCAUCACCAAAGCAAUGACACAGCUAGUGCAGUCCACUAUUCCCAAGAUAGGGCAAACAGAAGGUAUCAGUUAACACAACUCUCUAGGACACCCCAAGCCUCUAACCACGAUUCAGUUUUAGAUUCUAAUAUACAAAGUACCAUGGAAAAGGAAGCCAGUAAGGGAGUGGUGUCUCGGGAUCAAGUAUCCUCCCACUCAAUGACGUUAGAAGAAUCUGAUUUGCAGGUUGUUCCUUGCAGGGAAGGGGAUACUCAAAUUGUAACAACAACUGUUAGUGUUCAAGGCAGUAAGACCCUCAAUGCUGUGUCCAGUUAUGGUAAUCCUUCCUUGCGUGACAAGAAUAAGACUGAUUUAAUCAUGGCUUUUUCAUGGAUGAAUCAAACAUCAGGCUGUGAUUCUCCAUGUGUUUCAUAUAUUGAAUCAAAGCAACAGACUAUGCAACACAAUCAAGGAUCUAAUGGCAGUUGUACUUCCAGUAGUAGUGGAUCAUCAGUUGACUUACGAAAGGCAGCCACAGAUUCCCACAGUGUAGUUUCACAAAAGAAAUCUAAAAAAUUUCGAAGUAGACUAGCUGCAAACUUUUCCUUGAAAUAAUUGCUUUACUUCCCAACAGGACAACAUAUAUGUAAAAAUUGCUUUAAUUAAUAUAGUACAAAGCUAUUUUAUUCAUUGUGCAGUUAAGUGGGAACUAGUGAAUUGCAUUUUGGUUAACUUCCAUAUGAACAUAUGAAGGAAGUAAAUGUAUUAGUCAAAAUAAUCCAAUGAACAACUGAAUAUGUUUUGAUCCACUUGUCAUAGUUUACAUUCAAGAGGAAGCUUAUUUUCUGAUCAGCUACUUUCCACCAGGUGGCUCUUGUAACUGCAUACCAAAGCAUUUUGGUUCAUUGCCCAGCAGACCCAGUCACUAUUACUAUUAAAAAAAGGGAGAUUAGAAGCAAAGGUUGAUCUCUAGAGGUGGAAGGUUUAAUAGAGCUUUGUGUACUUAGAUGACACACACACACCACAACUAAUAGUGCUGCUGCCUUGGAUGAGAAAUAACUCUUCUUGUUAGUGUGCUCCCUCCAGCUCUCAUCUCUGUACACUUGAGAGUAGUUAGGGGAAUUUCCCUCACUUCUAGGUGUUAUCAUGAAGGUAAGAGUGAAAUUUACCUUUAUUCAUAUCUUUCCCAGCAGGUUGUUCAUAGGUUGUUCUGACAUUUUUUGAGUCCAGGUUGACCUACUAAUGGUGUGUUAGCUUUAGUGCGGACAUUUUUAAGGGCCUACAGGAUAGUAACAGGCAAGGUCCCCAGUUUAGUUAUUUUAUUGAUUUGCUUUAUUGGGGCCUACCCAUGCCCUAUGAAGGUUGAUCAUGGUGACAGAUAGCAUGUUAAAAAAUCCCUGUGGGUUUAAGCACACCCACAUACAAUACUGUAUUCCCUGUCCCAUUCUAUCUUGGGGAAUUUUAUGUGCCUCCUUAUAAAACUCGUGGAUAAAUCAUAGGUGCACUUAGUUCAUUGAGUGCACAUUUGAUUGGGGGUGUUGCAAUGGCUCCUUCCCUAUUUUUCACAAAUCUGAGGGACACCUUCCACUAUUGUACUGUAUUAUCCAUUUCUGGCUAUGAUAUAAAGGGAACGUGGGCCACAUUUAUCUAAUAGAAAGUUUAUUUAUUAGUAUGUUUAGCAAUUGACUCAUUUUCCUUUACAACACAAUCACACAUUCCAAAUAGAUGAUCUACUUGUACGAAUUAGAAAUUAAUGGAUUGUCUUGUGGAUCAUAAUCUGCUAUUUAGCAAAUGCAGGUGAGCCAGAUUUAAAAAAAUGUAGAUGAGUGCCUCGCUUAGAGUUGGUUAGCUGGUCUCAGUUCCACUUCUUCACCUUUCCCGCUCACCUCAUCCACCUUUCCUCCUUCCCACUUUACCUCCCCCUCUCAUCUCCACCUCUCCCUCCCUUCCAUUUUGAACAAUUGAGAGCUAGUUUCUCAAAUGGCAGGGCUUGAUCUAUGAUUUUCUGGAUAUGAAUUAAAUACUUAAAAAGUGCCCAGGAUUAAUAUUUUUAAUUAAAAGGCAGGGUCUGUUUGAAACAUAUUAUUGAAUAUUUAUUCAUCAAAUUACUAUGAUAUAUUUGCAUACAAAGGCAGUUCCAGUUAUUUUUCUUAUUAAUGUAUAUUCUGGUCAAAGGUGACAGGCCUGUGUAUCCAGAUCUUAUCUACUUGCUGAACAAUAAUUAUUGGUAUAGAAUCAGGCAGGCUACUGAUGCUGCUAGAUAUACUAUACUCUGGGCAAGUGGUGUUCAUAAGUGUAUUCAGAGCUCUGCCACUUGCUUAUCCAGUCAUCUCUAGAGUGCUUAUUGCAAACUACCAUGAGUGGUUCAUAAGAAAUGACAGAUUUAAUUUUUUAUGAAUACAACUUAUAAAACUUAAAAUAUGGUUAAAAUACAGAACAUUCACAACUGAAUUUUCACAAUUAAGUUAAAUACAGAGGCAUGUUUUAGCCAUAAAAUAAUGCCUUCUGUGCUAAUUUCUGUAGGUUAGCUCCAUUCCAGGAAUUUACAUUUACCAAAACAUUAUACAGUACAGUACUGUACAGGUAAUUAAGGUUUUAUACCAAAAAGAAAAUUAUUUACUAAAUAAAAUACAUACUGUAUACAAUUGGUGCAGUACAUUACCUUAAGUUGGGAUCCCCCCCCCUCCCCCCCUAUCGUUUGUGAUGCUUGGUUCAUAUUAUCGCAGGUUUGUAGGAUCUCUUGGUGAUGGUGGGACAGCAGAGAAGUCACCACUGCUCUUGGAUGCUAUUGCAUAAAGAUUCACGAAAGGACAGCACAAAUAUAGAUGGAUAGGGAGAGAGCACUUCACUUGCACUGAACACAGUAAAUGGAGUGCUAUAGAAGGAUGUGGGAGGGGAGGGUGACAUCAUGCACCUUCAGCGAAAGUAUGUUCCUGUGCAUUUGGGCGGGCAAAAUAGCUGUCCUGGCUGAAACUUGGGCCACGCUCGGCGCAGGAUUUGAAUUUUUGAUUGGAUCAACAUUUGGGUAAGAAAAUACAGUAUUGUAUCACUUUCAGAUAGUGAGAAAGAGGUGUAAGAAUAGAAUAUUUGGAUAGUGAUCAUUUGGACAGCAAGGGAUACUUGUGCUAAAACUCAUCUCUGUUCCUGUGCUCAAUUUUCUAGCUCCAGGUACUGGUAUGUGUUUUAUUUUAGAUUUAGGUAUUCUUCUGUUUUCUUAAUUUUUAUUUAUUUAUUUUUUUAUUUUUUUUCUUCUCUAAAGUGAGUGGAAUUCCCCUUUUGGAUUUCUUUCUUCUUAAAUUUUUUCAACUGUUGGUUGGUAAUAUUCACUCUGAUGUCCAAGGAUACUACCAAAGAAUUGCUGGGGAUGCUAUACAGGUGCUGUAGCUACUUCACUCCUAAGCAGUUGCUUUAAGUUUAUAAGGGAUUCAUUAAUCCUAACUUGGAGUACUGCUCUCAUUUCUGGGGUGGCUCUUCUUCUGUCCAACUAUUAG